CCGGGCCGGGCUGGAGCGGUCCGCUGCCCUGAGCGCUAGGGGGGAUGGGGGAGGGGGGCAGCGCCACGCAGCCCAGCCCGAGCCGCCGCCUCCUGGGCUGCUCCUCCUACCCGGCCCGGCCCGGCCCGCCAGCCCUCCCUGCUGCAGCGCCCCGAAUUGAGCCAUGCUCGGCCGCCAGGCUCCUUGCCGCCCCCUCCCCCUGGGCCCCCUCCUCCUCUUCCUCCUGGCCUCCCCGGCCACCCCGGGCCCCAAGGAGAGUGACUUCUACAACUUCAAGGUGGUCAAUAUCAGGGGCAACUGGGUGUCCCUGGAGAAGUACCGCGGCUCGGUGUCACUGGUUGUCAAUGUGGCCAGUGAGUGUGGCUACACCGACCAGCACUACCGAGCCCUGCAGCAGCUGCAGCGGGAGUUGGGGCCUUACCAUUUCAAUGUGUUGGCCUUUCCUUGCAACCAGUUUGGCCACCAAGAGCCAGACACCAACAAGGAGAUUGAGAACUUUGCCAGGAAAACCUAUGGUGUGUCCUUCCCGAUGUUCAGCAAGAUCGCUGUCCGUGGUACUGGGGCCAAUGCUGCCUUCAAGUAUCUAACUGAAUCCUCUGGGGAAGAGCCAACUUGGAAUUUCUGGAAGUACCUAGUAGCCCCGAAUGGAAAAGUGGUGGGAGCCUGGGACUCAACUGUGCCGGUGGAGGAGAUUCGGCCCAAGAUCCAUGAGCUUGUGGGGAAACUCAUCCUGGGGAAGAAGGAUGAAUUAUAAUCAUUUCUGACUUUCCCUUUGAUCUCACAAUACCAAAUGUGAAUGUCAAUUUUUCUUCAACAGGUGCCUUGCAGGGAGAGAUUCCUCCUUUCUUCCUUCCUGCCUUGCUCUUCAAACCCAGAGAGAAAAACUUGGGUUUUCAGUGAUGUAUUUUCUACUUUUAAUCUAGACAGAGCCAGUAAGAACCCAAAGCCAAUAAGAACUCAGUAGCUUCUAAAAACUUGUGGCUAUUGGUAUCUCAGAAUCUCUUCUAAGUAAUGACUUGGGACCAAUAAACACUCAGCAGCCAAUAAGAACUCAAAAGCCAAUAAGACCUUGAAACCAAUCAGAGCUCAGGAUCCUAUGAGAAUUUAGCAGCCAAUAAGAACAUGUGACCACUAAGGAUAUUUCAUCCGCCAAAAGAACUUGUGGCUACUAAGAUUUCAUUAAUUAAUAAGAACUUGGAGUCAAUAAGGACUAAAUAGCUUAUAGAAACUUCUGGUCUAAGGUCAAGAGGCAGUAAGAACUUGUGGCCAAAAAGAAUUCCUUAUCAACCUAUAAGAAUUUGUGACUAUUAAGUUCUGAGUAACCAGUUUAGAACCUGAUGUCAACAAAGACUCAUUAGCCUCUUAGAAUGAAGUCCCAGUAAACAGCAAGAAUUUGUAACCAAUAAGAAUUCCUCAUCAGCCUAUGAGAACUUGUGGCUCUUAAGAACUAAAUAUCCAAUAAAAACUCGGAGCCAAUACUCAUCAACAUGAAAUAAUAAGAUCUUAAUAGCCAAUAAAAACUCAUGGGCAAUAAGGAACUUAUAAACCAAAAAGAACUUAUAGCCAAUAAAAACUCUUUGACCAAUCAAAUCUCACCAGCCAAUAAGAAUUGUAAUCAAUAGAUAUUCGCAAUUGAUAGGAACUAACCAGCUAGUCAGAAUUUUCUGCCAAUAAGAAACCACCUACCAGCUUUGAAAUGUCGAUGUAGUCAGAGCUGGAAGCAAGUGCUAGACGGAGUAGGAAAGAGAGUAUUCCACUACCUGUGGGAGGAGGAGAGGGAGAGAAAAGGAAGGACCCUGAUAAAUCACAAGUAUCAAAGUCCCAAGGGUGAUUCCCACUACUUCAAAAACCAAGAUUUAAGGAAGCCUGGUGCUAAUCCCAAUUCUGGGACAGACACAACCUCUCUCUGAUUUGCCUCCUUUCUCUGGACCUCAUUUUCCCCACUUGUAAAAUGGGGCCUGAUUGAAUUAGAUGGUCUUUGAUGUUCCUUCUACAUUUUACAUCCCAAGGAUUCAUGGCAGUUCCUCCUUACCAUUCUCUUGACCUCAGCUCUAGUGUGAUCAUAAGGGGGACCAUUGUGGCUAUGAAACCAAUCUCCCCCCAGGAUCUCUCCUUACAGCAGGGCCCAGGAAGUUGGGUAAGGAGGUUGUCUGCCCUAUUUGGGAUCCAACUCAGAAUUAUUCCUGACAUGUUACAGUGGGGUGAGGGGACCCAGACAAUGCAGCCCAAGCCCUUUCGUAUCUCCUCAGAUCCUCUGAGCUAGAAGGCCCCACAAAAACUAUAUGCCAUGAAUAAGAGUCACUACCAAUGUGGCUGCUGUAGGUUUCUUUAAUAUGCCAUACCUACACAAUCUCAUUGGAUUUCGUCCAAUCUAUACCUGAACAUGAAUCACCUCUCUAACAUCCUUAACAGGUGGGAUUUUACAGAAGGAAAACUAAAGCCCAGAGAAGGAAAGUGCUUUGAACAGUCACACAGCAAAUCAGGACUUAGACCCUAGCUUGUUUGUUCCCAGUUCAGGGCACUUGCCUAACCCUGUUCCCCUUUCCCCAACUCAGUUGCUGAGGAGGUAAUCUGAUUCAUUAGCUUGUUGGCACCACUUUGUUGUUAUUUUAGGAGAGGGGGAGGAGGAGGAGCCUGGGGGCUUGAGAGGGAAAGAGCUUUGGGCCAGGUCAGGUUGAAUCGGGAGAGAGGUCUAUCAGGUCCUAGCAUCCCUCCCUCUAAUCCCCUAUACCGCCUUCCUUAAUCCUUUAACAAUAAGCUAAAUGCUACCUGCCCGUAGCCAUGGCCACAGUGACGGUGCCCAGAGAAGAGCCUGCCCACCCGCCUGCCUGACUAGAGGCCCAGCUUACCCUCAGUGAUGACUCAUUCCUUGUGUGCAAACACAUCCAUUUUGAUAAUAAAGGCAUAUGGAAAACAAAA
Molecule: messenger RNA, 2919 nt
Organism: Monodelphis domestica (gray short-tailed opossum)
Lineage: Eukaryota; Metazoa; Chordata; Mammalia; Didelphimorphia; Didelphidae
Gene: GPX7
Product: glutathione peroxidase 7
Biological process (GO): response to oxidative stress
Molecular function (GO): glutathione peroxidase activity
Source: RefSeq, a predicted model, not a curated record